Molecule: messenger RNA, 1131 nt
Organism: Diutina rugosa
Lineage: Eukaryota; Fungi; Ascomycota; Pichiomycetes; Serinales; Debaryomycetaceae
Exons: 1
Coding region: 1-1131 (376 amino acids)
Source: RefSeq, a predicted model, not a curated record
AUGAAAAUCCGCUCCUGUAUUACCGCCUUGUUGGGCGCUUCUACCGUUGCAGGUGUAACUAUCACCCAGGACACAACAACAAGUGGAGCGGUGGACUUUUCUCUUGGUGUCACUGUCGCUCCUGGAGUUAAGUACUCCAUUUGGAAUAACGCUGUCAGUGCUAUUGCCGGCAGUUUGAAUGUCGGCUCUGGAGGUGGCUUCUACAUUUCAUCCGAUAAUCCCUUGCUUGGGUUGUCCGUCACCCUCUUGGGGGUGGUGAAUACCAUCACCAACAACGGUGUCGUCUCCUUCAACUCGGUGGUGUCAGCAACUGCGCCAACCUAUAACCUUGUGGGGGCGUCGUUCACCAAUAACGGCCAGGUUUACUUUUCCUCCAAAGGUUCUAUUUUCCCGGGUGUUCAGUCGAUCACCUCGUCCACUUGGAACAACAACGGCCUCAUCCUGAUUUACCAAGAGUCCCGGUCCACCGGCGCUGUCGUACUCGGUCCUGCGCUUGGCGACUUGAACAAUAACGGUAACAUUUGUCUUUACAACCAGAUUUGGAUCCAGACUGGUAACGUUAAGGGUAACGGUUGUUGGCAAAUUCUUGGUGACUCUUUGGCCCAAUUGAACCUUCCCGCUUCGCCCAUCGACACCACUCAAGUGUUCUACAUGGGGGGCCCUGAUUCUGAAUUGUUGGCUACUUUGGUGACUGCUAGUCAGACUUAUACUGUGGCUGGUUUUGGUAAUGGUAACUUCAUUGGGCUCACGGGGCCGAUCUUAAGUUGGAACUAUAACUCGGGAACUGGUGUCUUGACCCUUUACUCAGGUGUUUUCAACACGUUGCCACAAAGAUUCCUCAUUGGUCCCAACUAUGUCCAGCUGAAAUUUCUGACCACAUCGCACAUUUUCUCCGGUGUCUCGGCGCCAUUGAAUAACGCGAUUGUUUAUAAUGCUGCUCCGCCUAACCCCAAGCCGGCCAAGUGUGGGGUAUGUACUCUGACCGUCGCGGCUCCUAAGCCGACCUCGUCUUCAUCUACAUCGACGAAACCAACUACCGCGCCCACUACCGCGCCUACUACCGCGCCCACUACCGCGCCUACUACCGCGCCCACUACCGCGCCCACUACCGAAGGUUUUCUCGGUCAAUAA